AUGAUAUGUUCUCCUAAAGAAUCAAAUGUCAUUAAUGUAACUGAACGUACAUCAUCAAUGUUCACGGCACUGAUUACUUACGACUGUUCUUUUAUGAACGUAUCUGAUUUAAAAGUAGACUCUAACACAUCAGCUAAUUGCUCUACCAAUCAAAGUUUAUCAAACGAUAAUUCAAGUAGUGAAGUUAACGUUACAUGUCACAAUAUUGAAAAUAAGGCUGGUCGAAACUUUGAAUUCACUCUCAGUCAAAACAACAGUAAUCAAUUUAUUAACACGACAACUUUCAACGUUACACUUAAACCAUUACCUCUUAACACUUGGGCAGAUAUCACUAUAACAGUCGAUACAAAUCUAACAUCAGCAUCAAUUUCAAUAUUGAAUUGUGAGAAAAUAGCUGAACAAGAAAAAUUCAUGUUUGCAUGUGAUAGUUCCAAUAAAUCAAGCAUGUCUUCUCUAAUAAACUGCUCACACAAAUGUGUCAAUUUGCUACCAGGUUCUUCUUAUGAAGCAUCAUUGAUUCGAUUGCCUAUUACAAUAGAUGACAAAAAAGAUGAUACAUUUCCAGAAGAAAAUAUAACUCGAAAAUAUACAAUAGAUCUUGAUAAAAUAACAAAUUUGACUUUCGAUGGAAGUUUGACGGAAAAUGGAGUAGCAGUGAUUCGCUUCAAUCAUCCACGUGGACAUUAUAAUGAACUUCGUUUCAGUUGUAAUGUACAAGAUCUAAAUUGUUUCAGAUUUGAUCAGAGUCUAACCAAUCAUACAACAAACUGUUCAAACUGUAGUUUCUUUUCGGUACCUAAAGUAGUUCGAGGAGUUAAAUAUACAUGUCAAGCUUCGACCAUUAAAGCAGGUUUCAAGGAUGUUCCAUCAGAUGAACUUCAGUUCAACACAGGUGAAUGA
Rotaria sp. Silwood2 is the source of this 900-nucleotide messenger RNA. NCBI's taxonomy places the organism in Eukaryota, Metazoa, Rotifera, Eurotatoria, Philodinida, Philodinidae. The record is from the annotation of a GenBank genome assembly.